UGUCGAGAAAACGUUGUCACUUCCGCGUCGCCGCUGUGUUAAGUUGUGAUUGGAAGUGGAGUUCACUGAACUGCCCACAGUAAUGGAAGUAUAAUGACUUUUCUUUAGUGCUUCCACCUUUAAAACAAUCUCGUAAGCUUGUAUUUGCUUGUGUAUCCUGGGAAGCCAGAGUAACGUUACCGGCUACAAGACACGAAGCAGAGCAAGGAGAGAGCAAGCUAGCUUUUUAGCUAGCCACUUUGACUGGUGGUCUGUAAGUGGCUGCAGGCUAACUUAUGGAAAAUGGAUUUCCUCUGUGAAAUCGUUCAAGCCUUGGUCGCAUUGGCAGCUCUAGUUUUUAUUGUGGUGCUCAUAAUAGCACACGUCACUGCCGGGAUGGUGAACCUCACACGCCACGAGAAGGAGAAAUACUUCCUCACUGCGACAGGAGAGAAGGAGCUUUUCCCCAGCCUGCAUGAUCCCCAUUCCAGGGAGCUCUCUGUGGUGAUCCCAGCCUAUAACGAGGAACUCCGAAUGCCUGUGAUGUUGGAUGAAGCUACAGAGUACUUGGAACGCAGACAGAAACAGCAUCCUCCUUUUACCUAUGAGAUCAUUGUGGUUGACGAUGGCAGCAAAGACAAAACCACAGAGGUUGCUUUGCGGUACAGUAGGAAGUAUGGUGCUGAUAAAGUGCGGGUCCUGACGCUGGUGAAGAACAGGGGGAAAGGAGGAGCUGUGCGGAUGGGUACUCUGAGCUCCAGAGGGAAAGUCAUUCUGAUGGCGGAUGCUGACGGAGCCACAAAGUUUUCUGACGUUGAGAAAGUGGAGGCUGGACUUAACAACCUCAACCCUAAACCGGAGAACAUGGCAAUUUCCUGUGGUUCCAGGGCUCACCUAGAGCAAGACUCAGUAGCUCAGCGAUCUGUGUUUCGUACAUUCCUUAUGUAUGGCUUUCACUUCCUGGUGUGGUUCUUGUGCGUGAGAGGGAUCAAGGACACACAGUGCGGCUUCAAACUUUUCACACGUGAGGCUGCGCUCAAGACCUUCUCUUCUCUCCACGUAGAGCGAUGGGCUUUUGAUGUGGAGCUCCUGUAUAUUGCCCAAUGUUUUAAAAUCCCCAUAGCAGAGGUGGCGGUCAACUGGACUGAAAUAGAAGGGUCCAAGCUGGUCCCGUUUUGGAGCUGGCUGCAGAUGGGGCGAGACCUGAUUUUCAUUCGCCUGCGCUACUUCACCAGAGCCUGGAAGCUGCAGUCACCACAUAAGACUGACUAGCCAAUCAAUCAAGCCCUGGUGUCUCAGAGACAGCCUGUGAUAGGGCCAUCAAACCUUUGGAUGAGGAGGGAUUGACAACAGUGUCCAUCAUUGUCUGUAAACAACAACAAUGAACAAAGUGCAGUAUAGCACAACCUUUUCCUCUCCAGAUGUCAUUGGUUGUGAAGUAAUGACACAGUUGUGAGUUCUUCAUGGUCCUGCCUUUUAUUUUAUUUUAUUUUAUUUUAUUUGGAUUUUGGCUUGUGAUGGCCGCUGUUACACGCACAUUUCUGUUUCCACGGCUUACAGAAUGUCUGUAUGACUGAUCCGUGUACUAAGUUACCUGAUGUUUAUUUUGUGGCCAAUCACCUGUAAGUGAGAGAGACUUGUGGUGAAAUGUGAAGGAUCUGAUAAUCUGUGUCAUGAUUCUGACGGGUAGAAUGAAUGUCACUAUAUGAGAUUUUCAAAAGGGAGGGAUUGUAUUUUUGAGGAAACAUGGCUGUGGGUUGAUGGGCUGGAUGACUUGAACCAAAAUAAAAAAUGUCAAUGAUU
Messenger RNA from Sander lucioperca (pikeperch), 1782 nucleotides. It is a transcript of the gene alg5, whose product is annotated as ALG5 dolichyl-phosphate beta-glucosyltransferase. Bases 283 to 1251 code for a protein of 322 amino acids. The transcript has 10 exons. The record is from RefSeq and is a predicted model, not a curated record. NCBI's taxonomy places the organism in Eukaryota, Metazoa, Chordata, Actinopteri, Perciformes, Percidae. Gene Ontology annotation, cellular component: endoplasmic reticulum membrane.